Molecule: messenger RNA, 363 nt
Organism: Peronospora matthiolae
Lineage: Eukaryota; Oomycota; Peronosporomycetes; Peronosporales; Peronosporaceae
Source: the annotation of a GenBank genome assembly
AUGGUUCGGCGUCAUGUGAACGUGCACUAUGUACCUUGCGAUAGUUGCACAGAGAUGCCAGAAGACUAUGUGCGUGAGGCACUAACGCGACCUGGGGAUUACGUCAAGUACCAGACGUUGGUGAAGGAGAAAGACUGGAAGGUAUUGGAUCUCACGUCGGAUGCGGAAUACACUGCAACGGUGAAUGCCGUAGGAGCUAAACAAUGCCCUGGUUGUGGCAUUGGUGUGCAGCGCGACUUCGGAUGCAUCCACAUGACGUGUCCCAAUGGUCAUCAAUUUUGUUACACGUGUUUACAGCGUUGGGGAUCGUGCCACUGCCCUCUGAUCCCAGACGCUGAAGUGCGAGAUAUUCUUGGCGAGUGA